AUGGGAUGGCCCGAAGGCCUCCCCACUCUCAAAAACUAUGCGCCCGAGCAAACCCAUUUUGAGUUCGUCGCAAGCUUCAACACACCGGAGUGCAAUGGUGAGUCUCCACCUGGAGCCAGAGCCUUCAUGAUCACUCUGGACCCAGCGCCAACUUCCCACAAAAUGCACGAAGAUCACAAACCGCACGCCUUAAAUACCAAAAUAACUAACGGCCUCACCGCAAUGGAAGAACAAAACAGCGCUGGAGCACCCCAACUUUCACCUCAUUAUGCCACUUACUUCUAG
Rodentolepis nana is the source of this 285-nucleotide messenger RNA. NCBI's taxonomy places the organism in Eukaryota, Metazoa, Platyhelminthes, Cestoda, Cyclophyllidea, Hymenolepididae. The record is from the annotation of a GenBank genome assembly.